AAUUAUCCAAUCAGAGAACAGCUUUCAUGUACGUUUCGUUAGUUUUUUUCUUUCCUUUCAAGGUGCGCCAUUUUACGUAAAGUAAGCGUGCACACUAGCCGAUAAAAUGUCAGAAGAUCAGAGCAGGCAACAAAAGGUGGAUGAUGUGAAAUCUGAAUCCAACCAACACAUCAAUCUAAAAGUGACUGGCCAAGAUGGAAGUGUAGUGCACUUCAAAAUUAAAAGGAGCACACCACUCAGGAAGUUAAUGUCUGCUUACUGUGAAAGAUCGGGAAUAUCACUUUCUGCAGUUCGGUUCCGGUUUGAUGGCAGCCCAAUCAAUGAAGAUGAUACGCCAGGCGUUCUGGAAAUGGAAAAUGACGACUCAAUCGACGUGUUUCAACAACAGACGGGUGGGAGUUUCUGAAUGUUUAAACUGUGCUGGUCAUGUGAAUACGUUACUGUUGACAAGGACUCCAUGAAGGUCAGCCUGACAGACAUGAGACACAGUCCUAGUACAAUAACUCGUGGUCAGGUGUCUCCUACUCAUCUCCCAUCAGCUCGAUCGAUCAUUCAUUCUACAUACUUCGGACCAUUUUGAUGUUUGUUUUGUACAUAGUGUAGAUAUUGAACCCCCAGGCUAUUAAAUUUUAUGUUGUAUGUCAUAGUACAGGCUUUUUUUUUUUCAAAUGGCUAUGGUUCCAUAUGUACAUUAUAAGAUAUCGCAUUGUGCUUUUGUAGUUGUGCUUCAGUCAUUAGUAUUUGUGACACUUAAAAGUAUCCCUCAUUAAAAAGAAAUUUAAAGAAAAUGCAUCCUUCUUGGGACCUCAUAUUUGUGCACAGUGCUGUAUGUAAUUCAUUUUCAUUUGUUUUUAAACAACCCAUUUUGCAAUUUUGAUACUACAGAAACAGGUGUGCUAAAAUACUUUAGUACUUAUGGUGUGCUAAAAUACUUUAGUACUUAUGACUAAAGGAUUUAAAAAGCUGAACAAAAUUGGUUUCUGGUAGAUUUUAUUAUAGUACAGGUGGUAUUAUUCACCAACAUAAAAUUAUUUGGUGUUUUGUUUGCCAAACAAAAUUAAAUCGAACCAAUUAAUAUUUGCUAAUAUUUAUCGUCUAUUAAAAAUAAUUAAAAGGAUAUUCAUUCAUGUUUGUUGUCUGCAUGAUGUAAAGUGUUACUCUGGGCUCACACGGCAAAUGAUCUUGCUUAACGUAAUUGCAGAAAGCAGUUUCUUGGGGAAAUAAUUGAAAAGUAGGUUACUGUUUUUAAAUUUAGCCAGUCGGCAUAAGAUUUGUCAAUAUUUCAAGCAAAGAUACCCCUGCACUGAUGGGUGAUGCCAGAUUAUUUUUAGUUACUUUUAGAUGGGGAUAAUUAAACUUGACAACUUUGUUUUAUUCUUGUUUCAUGUUGUGUUUGUCUCUUGAUGUCUGGAAAAUGUUCAUAUCCAUUGAUUUUAUAAAAAAAAGAAUUACCAGUAAAUUAUACUCUUCAAAAUAAAAGCAUUAAUUACAGUUCUUUACUUUUACUCCCAUUUCCAAAAUCCAUUCUCAACAUCUUUUAAUUGUCAAAAACUCCUGUUCCGAAAUAUGAUCCUUUAAAUAUUGAUGAUAUGAAAGUUUUUGUAAGUAGCUUGUCUUCUGAAAGUUAAUUUUUUUUGAAUGCAACCAGUGCAUGGUUGAAAUAAAAUUAUCUGAAUAA
Molecule: messenger RNA, 1678 nt
Organism: Gigantopelta aegis
Lineage: Eukaryota; Metazoa; Mollusca; Gastropoda; Neomphalida; Peltospiridae
Product: small ubiquitin-related modifier 2-A-like
Exons: 4
Coding region: 107-406 (99 amino acids)
Biological process (GO): protein sumoylation
Cellular component (GO): nucleus
Molecular function (GO): ubiquitin-like protein ligase binding; protein tag activity
Source: RefSeq, a predicted model, not a curated record